This is a messenger RNA of Bufo bufo (common toad), 2846 nucleotides long. RefSeq lists its product as uncharacterized. Bases 87 to 2465 code for a protein of 792 amino acids. NCBI's taxonomy places the organism in Eukaryota, Metazoa, Chordata, Amphibia, Anura, Bufonidae. The transcript is spliced from 12 exons. The record is from RefSeq and is a predicted model, not a curated record.
GUAAACAUUGCUUAGUACACAGAGCACAUGUCCAGGGUCCUAGUGCCGGUGGUCAAGACGCUUGGGCAGGAGACACCACAUGAAAGAUGUCCACUCUCCACCAUGCCAGCUGUUUCUGCUCUCAAUGUCCUGGAAACCAUGCCGGAGCUGUGACAUUUGUGGUGGGCGCAUUGGAUGGGGACCCCGUGAAAUUAAACCUUCUGAAGGAUUAUGUCUCCAGGGCUCUCUACAACUUGGUCAGCAGCUUCAGAGUGUCAUCAUUCAAUGUCAUCUACUUCUCUGAGGAGAUCUAUAAGUGGUGUGACCGCACGGUGACAUGGACUCCGCAGACCGCCAAUCAGGCCAUUUCAUGGAUCCGGACACUUGCCUGCGAAUCUGGUGCUGAGCCCACUGAAGCCUUGGCUGCAGCAUUCGAGGACCCAUCAUGUCAGACAGUGUACAUGGUGAUGGACGCUCUACCGCCCCGAAUUCUACAGAAUAUCUACGACUUUCUCGCCAGAGAUGAGAAUACAUGCUCUGUGAAUGUGGUGUACCUACUGGAAGAGCCGCAUGAUUGGAAGAGAGAAGGUUCCUUCCGCACAAUUAAUCUAAAGCCGCUCGGAUCUUCGAAUAAGACCAGGAUUAAUGCGUAUCAGAGACCCAGCCAGUAUUGUCCAUCAUCAUCCUCAUCUUCUUCAUGCACAUUCUCUACAGUUGUCUCCUCUGAACCUCAGCUGGAACCAAUUAACUGUUGUGUUCAUCCAAAAGAAUCUCCAUUUAGUUCAAUCCCUGUGCACUUAGCACCAGAAGCGCUGAGUCUGUUGAGAGGUACUAGGGUACUGGCUCGCAGAGGUACCGAUGGACUUUACUACAUGGGUCACAUUGCCCGAGAGGUAGAGGGCUCCAGUGACCGGUUCCUUGUGGAGUUUGAGAAAAGCCACUCAUUGAAAGGCAAAAGUCAGUUUCGUAUGCAAGAAACACCAGUUUGUGAUAUCAUCCACUAUGAAGAUGCAAGAUGGAGACCGCUAGUUCCAGGAGACCAUGUUCUAGCACCAGUAGAUGCCAAAAUGGAGCAGUAUGGACCUGGUACUGUUCUCCAAGGAACAGAAACCCGAGCCCGUGGCUUAGCUUUUGACAGCACAGGAGUCCUAGUGACUUUCUGGAAUGGGAGGACUAAGCAAGUUCCUCCUGGACUGGCCAUAUUGAUCCCUCAGAUUUUGAGUGACCGUAUUACCUUGGAGCUCUAUAUUCCUCCUGAAACCCAUAAGAAGCUGAUAGAAUCCUGCACCAGUUUCCCCUUUAUGGGCACUAGCAACAAACAUCAAGAUUAUCAGACAGAAGAGAAAUAUGGUGGCCCGGAAUCUCAUAUGUGUCUAUAUUGUGGACCCAAUACUGGUGUUUGCCAAAAAUGUCAUGUGCCUGAGGAGCUAUGGGUUGCCCUCAGGAAUUCACUUAACCACAUCAGUCAAAUCACAUCGACUAAAGAAAAAUCUUUCAAAAAGGUGGACAAAGCUUCUAGAAAAGAUUUCCAAUUAGAUCCUGUCAAGGAGAAGUCGAAACCUCAGAAGAGGAGCAUACAGGACCAUGGAAGCCACCAGAUAAGUAGACAUAAGGAACCUCUCGUCUAUAGUAAAGACACGCAGACUGAAACACUCAACACUCCGGAAAUAUCUUAUAACAAAAUAAGCAAUGGUGAUACACUGGGAUCAUCAUAUAAACCCUCAACUUCAAGUCUCAAAAACAGGAGUCAUCUCCAAGAAACUUUGCAGCGCAUUGAAAAGGCAAUGAAAGAAGAUCGCAAGGCGAUGGAGUCUGUAAUUCUUGAACGGAGGCCACGCUCUGUUCCUCUGAAACUAAAUUAUGAAGCUAAAGUCAGGAGGACUCAGGAGCUGAGAGAACAAAAGGAACUGGUAACAGCAGAACUGCAGAGGAUGGGAGUAGAGGAGAGACAGAAGAGACGGGUAGAGAAGAUUCAGGACCUGGAACAGCGGGAACUGAUGCUCCAGGAUAGCAGACGGCUGCGUUCACAACAAAGAAUCUUGCUUGACUUGGAGAAGAAACAAGAUCAGAAGGGAUUGGAGGCUCAAAAAUCUGAAUCCCGCAGAGCCGCAGCCGAAGAGAGGAGCCGUAAGCAAGAUGAAGACUUGCGGAAUGAGUGGAGGAAAGAAGAUCAGAAAAUCCAUUUCUGGAAGGACCUUAGGAUGCAGCGAGAGAAUCUGUAUGAGGAGGAGAUCCAUAAACAGCAGGAAAAAGAAGAGAAGCAUAAAGAGCUGCUCCACAAUCAGAUGAUUACACAACAACGAGAGGCAGAUUUCCCAGACAGAAGAGGAAACCAGCAACUGCAGAAACAGUCCAAGCACAGGGUCUCGAAGAGACUGGAGCAAUUCUAUCAGCAGGCUGAGCAGCAGUCUCAGAAGGACAAGGAUUUACAGCAGUAUCUUAAGGAGCACAAUCUGAAGGCUCCUCGAUCAGCCAUGGUUCUUUGAGAACUGCAAUAUGAGGACAUCUGCUUUUGUUCUCUUAAAGGGGUAAAACACAUGAAUAUAUUACUGUUUUUUAACAGGUAUAUACAAAGUGCUGCUGUAUAGAUGGAAAAGCUAGAAAGAGAGCGUCCUCAGUUGUGGAUAACUUAUAAUGAUGACAAAUAGCAAACCUACAAGACUACCUGGGGCUCUUCAUCAGGCAUACUGUAGAUUAACACCGUUCAAAAACACAAUAAAAACCGCGCUGCUCUCAUUUAGCAGGAACAGGUUCAAUCAGUCCAAAGUACAUGGAGAGUCUCUUGACGUAGUCAAUCCCUGGUUAACAGAAGUGGACUCCAAACAAAUCUCUGCCCCUAUAUCCUAUAUUUAACCAGAAAAGGAGCA